AGAUUUGAAGACACCAACUUUCCCUCUCCAGUUUUGUCAGUUGAAAACUGGACUUUUAGCUUGUAUCUAAACUCUUUCCAUCUUCAUCUCCGUCAACCUCUCUCGUAAUAAACUCUCUCAACCCAACCCGACCCCCAACUUCCAACCCGACCCCAUUUCCCUUUACUUCUCUCUCCCUCGGUUUCUUCGCCUUAAGCCUAUAUAUAUACAUAGCACAUUACACCUGGUAAAGCCUAAGCUCUACACUUCUAUUUAUCAACCUCAUUUUGCUUGCUACCUGGGCAUUUUUGGUUUCUGGGUUGCUCUAUUUUUUCAUAUUUUUUUUGAGAAUGGCUACCACAGCAUUUCAACAAACCAUCGGGACCUUCCAAUCCCAUGGACACAUAAAUAAGCCAGGGCUUCGUAAAGAGAUUGGUGAUGUUGCCAUUAGAUUACCACUGAAGAGUUUUAAGCUCGAACUUGGACUUGGACUGUCGAAAAGAGCAUCUUUCUCAAGAAGCCUUGGUGUCAUUAAAGCCUCUGCCUCUCAAUCUUCUGUGGCUGAUCAAAUUUUGUCACCCUCAAACAAAAACUCUGGCGAGCCUCGGAAGAAAUCUAAAGAGGCAGCUUUGAUUUUAAUUCGACAUGGCGAGUCCUUGUGGAACGAAAAGAACUUGUUCACGGGUUGUGUUGAUGUGCCACUGACCAAAAAGGGUGUGGAAGAGGCCAUUGAAGCUGGCAAGAGAAUCAGUAAUAUACCUAUUGACAUGAUCUAUACAUCUGCACUAAUUCGAGCUCAGAUGACUGCUAUGCUUGCUAUGACCCAACAUCGUCGUAGAAAGGUGCCUAUAGUUAUACAUAAUGAGAGUGAGCAAGCGAGAAAAUGGAGUCAAAUUUUUAGUGAAGACACCAAAAAGCAGUCAAUUCCAGUCGUGCAGGCUUGGCAAUUGAAUGAAAGAAUGUAUGGGGAACUACAGGGCCUUAAUAAACAGGAAACGGCAGAUAGAUAUGGGAAGGAACAAGUUCAUGAGUGGCGUAGGAGUUACGACAUACCACCUCCAAACGGCGAGAGCUUGGAAAUGUGUGCUGAAAGAGCUGUUGCUUAUUUCAAAGAUGAAAUUGAACCACAACUUCUAUCCGGGAAAAAUGUGAUGAUUGCUGCUCAUGGGAAUUCAUUGAGGUCCAUCAUUAUGUACCUUGACAAACUAACUUCCCAAGAGGUUAUUAGUUUAGAAUUAUCAACUGGAAUACCAAUGCUUUACAUUUUCAAAGAGGGAAGAUUCAUCAGGAGGGGAAGUCCUGUUGCACCUUCUGAGGCUGGUGUCUAUGCCUAUACCAGGACCUUGGCUCUUUACAGACAGAAGUUAGACGAAAUGUUUGCAUAAUUUGGGGAUGUGGCUUCAAUUACUAGGUCUUGUGCUUCUCACCAAAGAAAUAGUACGAGUCAUAUUAGUUCUCCUGCUUAAAAUCCAACAUUGUUGUUAGUACCCUCUUGUGUAAGAAAGUUGCAGUAGUAACAAAAGGUGUUUAUUCACAGUUCACAGCGAGUAGAUCAGUAAAAUCUGGCUACUUCUAUGUGCUGUUUCAGCGCACCAUGCAACCAGUUUUGUUGCUUGUUUUUAGGUCCUUGUAUUGUAGUAGACGCAGCAAAUAUCUUUAUGCUUGAACAUUUGUAAAGCUCGUAUGUUAAGUUCCAGAUUAGAUCCUGUAGUUUUACCCCUAUUCAUUUUUUUUAUUCUCUCUCAUCAAGUGUCUAGAAGUCAAAUAAGUCUUUUUCCCAUAUUUAAUUAUGUUAUGGGGAAAUACUAUGGCAUAUAUGGAAUAAUUUUUCAUAGUA
This is a messenger RNA of Humulus lupulus (European hop), 1816 nucleotides long. Its product is annotated as 2,3-bisphosphoglycerate-dependent phosphoglycerate mutase 1-like. The transcript is spliced from 8 exons. The coding region runs from base 330 to 1364 and encodes 344 amino acids. Gene Ontology annotation, molecular function: intramolecular phosphotransferase activity. Lineage: Eukaryota; Viridiplantae; Streptophyta; Magnoliopsida; Rosales; Cannabaceae. The record is from RefSeq and is a predicted model, not a curated record. Gene Ontology annotation, biological process: glycolytic process.